Molecule: messenger RNA, 537 nt
Organism: Plasmodium malariae
Lineage: Eukaryota; Apicomplexa; Aconoidasida; Haemosporida; Plasmodiidae
Product: ADP-ribosylation factor, putative
Exons: 1
Coding region: 1-537 (178 amino acids)
Biological process (GO): vesicle-mediated transport; intracellular protein transport
Cellular component (GO): cytoplasm; Golgi apparatus
Molecular function (GO): GTP binding; GTPase activity
Source: RefSeq, a predicted model, not a curated record
AUGGGAAUAUUAUUUUCCUCAGUAUUUUCUCGUUUAUUUUCGAAUAAAGAAAUAAGGAUAUUAAUAUUAGGUUUAGAUAAUGCUGGUAAAACAACUAUAUUGAAUAGAUUACAAUUAGGUGAAAUUGUUCAGACAAUACCUACAAUUGGUUUUAAUGUAGAAACAGUAAAUUACAAAAAUUUAAAAUUACAAGUAUGGGAUUUGGGAGGACAGUCAUCUAUUAGACCUUACUGGAGGUGUUACUAUAAAAAUACAAAUGCAAUUAUUUAUGUUAUUGAUAGUUCAGAUGGUGAAAGAUUAAUUAGUACCAAAUAUGAAAUUAAUAUGAUAUUAAAGGAACCUGAUUUAGAAGGAGUUUUAUUAGUUAUUUUUGCUAAUAAACAAGAUGUAAAAGAUUGUCUUUCCAUUUCUCAAAUAUCAAAAGAUUUAAAUUUGACAUCAAUAAGAGAUAGGCAAUGGGCCAUCUUUAGUACAAGCGCUACUAAAAAUCUGGGUAUUACAGAGGCCCUAGAUUGGAUGGUAAACAAUAUGAAAUAA